AUGCUCAUUUAUGACCACCAUCACACCAGCCACUACACCAUCACCAUUAGCAAUGCACACCGCACCACCACUACCGUUCCUCUUUCUCCAUACGAAAAAACCCUAAUUUGUAUGUGCUUACAGGUUAAUCACGGGGUAAAUGGGCUUCUUUUUCCAAAGGAAAACAUAAAGGCGUUAACACAAAUAACAUUACAAGUGGUUUCCAAAGGAAAACUAUCAUCUCUAGCUACCAAUAUUGCAUCAACCGGAGAAGACACUGCCAAAAACAUGAUGGCUUUGGAUUCCAUUGAAGGGUAUGCUUCAUUGAUAGAAAACAUCCUUCACCUUCCCUCGGAAGUUGCAUCUCCAAGGGAAAUAUCGGAAAUUCCCUCCGAUAUCAAAACAAAGUGGCAAUGGCAUCUUUUUGAAGCUAUUGAAGAUCGUGAAUACAUAAUGAAAGCUAGAAGGGCAAGAGAAGACGAUGAGGUGAGAGAUAAAAGUGAGCAACCAAGGGGGACAUGGGAGGAAGUGUACAAAAAUGCGAAAAAAACUGAUAGAAAUAAGAAUGAUUUGCAUGAGAGGGAUGAUGGGGAUCUUAAAAGAACAGGUCAACCGUUGUGCAUCUAUGAACCUUACUUUGGUCAACGAUCUUGGUCUUUUCUCCACACUAAUUCUCUUAAUCGGGGGAUUAGACUCUCAACAAAAAGUGGAAGACCAAGAAGAGAUGACAUUGAUGCAGCUUCUCGUCUCCCUCUUCUUGAAAGUCAGGCAGUCUCUAAGUUCUGUGCCAAGUAUCUUCACCAGCAAGUCCUGAAGCAGGAAGCUUAUGUUGCUGGUGAUAUUGGAACUGCUGCCCAGAAAUCUUUUCUCAGAAUGGAUGAGAUGAUGUGUGGACAACGUGGCUGGAGAGAGUUGGCUAUAUUGGGAAAUAAAAUGGAUCAAUUCAGUGGCAUGAUAGAGGGACUAAUUUGGUCACCAAAGGGUAACGAUUUAAAAUGUCUAAAUGAUAAUUGGUCUAAUGAGGAGGUUUCUUGGACUUGCUCCUCUGAGAGGUUUCUUCACAAUCUCUUGUUUCUGGUGUGCAACAUCAACAACAAUAAUUUCUUCUCUUGGGCUAAAGAGAUAAUGACACAUGCCAAGGAAUACAAGAUGAUGACUUGUCUUCCAUCAUUAUCUCAAAAGGAAAUACUUGUUAAGGAUUUCUUGGUGUUAUUGAUAGAGGAUAAGGAAUUGGUCGAAAAUCCUAUGAUUGAUGCUUGGUUGCUGAAGAAUAGAAAAAGUCCCUGGGUUGGGAAGAAAGAAGGGUUACAGGGAUGUUGGAUCUUUUAUUGA
Lactuca saligna is the source of this 1311-nucleotide messenger RNA. Lineage: Eukaryota; Viridiplantae; Streptophyta; Magnoliopsida; Asterales; Asteraceae. The record is from the annotation of a GenBank genome assembly.